Messenger RNA from Ceratotherium simum simum (southern white rhinoceros), 2800 nucleotides. It is a transcript of the gene CDH16, whose product is annotated as cadherin 16. Gene Ontology annotation, biological process: cell morphogenesis; cell migration; cell-cell adhesion mediated by cadherin. The record is from RefSeq and is a predicted model, not a curated record. Lineage: Eukaryota; Metazoa; Chordata; Mammalia; Perissodactyla; Rhinocerotidae. Gene Ontology annotation, cellular component: catenin complex; adherens junction; plasma membrane. Gene Ontology annotation, molecular function: calcium ion binding; cadherin binding; beta-catenin binding.
GUCAGGCCCUGCCCUUCAGGCCUUGCCUGCAACAUGAGGCCCGUCCUGAUCAUGGUCCCUGCCUGGCUGUGGCUGCUUUGCCUCUCCGUCCCACAGACUCUCCCCGAGGCCCAGCCUGCAGAGCUGUAUGUGGAAGUACCAGAAAACUAUGGUGGAAACUUCCCUUUGUACCUGACCAAGCUGCCACUGCCCCGUGAGAAGGCUGAAGCCCAGAUUGUACUGUCAGAAAACUCAGACAUGGCAGCUGAGGGCCCCUUUGCUGUCGAUCUGGAGUCUGGCUUCCUGCUGGUGACCAGGGCCCUGGACCGAGAGGAACAGGCAGAAUACCGGCUACAGGUCACCCUGGAGACUGAGGAUGCACGUGUCUUGUGGGGCCCGCAGCCUGUGCUUGUGCAUGUGAAGGAUGAGAAUGACCAGGUGCCCCAUUUUUCCCAGGCCAUCUACAGAGCUCGGCUGAGCCAGGGCACCAGGCCUGGCAUCCCCUUCCUCUUCCUUGAGGCUUCAGAUGGAGAUGAGCCAGGCGCAGCCAACUCGGAUCUUCGAUUCCACAUCCUGAACCAGGCCCCAGCCCAGCCAUCCCCAGACAUGUUCCAGCUGGAUCCUCGGCUGGGGGCUCUGGCCCUCAGCCCCGAGGGAAGCACCAGACUAGACCAGGCCCUGGAAGGGCCCUACCAGCUGUUGGUACAGGUCAAGGACAUGGGUGACCAGGCCUCAGGCCACCAGGCCACAGCCACCAUAGAUGUCUCCAUAGUAGAGAGCACCUGGAUGCCCCUAGAUCCUGUCCACCUGGCAGAGAAUCUCCAAGUUCUGUACCCACACCACAUUGCCCAGGUACACUGGAGUGGGGGGGAUGUACAUUAUCAUCUGGAGAGCCAGCCUCCUGGACUCUUUGAUGUGGACGCAGAGGGGAAACUCUAUGUUACCAGCGAGCUGGACCGAGAAGCCCAGGCUGAGUACCUGCUCCAGGUGCGGGCUCAGAAUAUCCAUGGCGAGGACUACACAGAACCGCUGGAGCUGCAUGUGGUGGUGAUGGAUGAGAACGACAAUGCGCCCGUCUGCUCCCCACGUGGCCCCACAAUCAGCAUCCCUGAGCUCAGCCCCCUAGGCACGAAUGUGACUAGGCUGUUGGCAGAGGACACGGAUGCUCCUGGUUCCCCCAAUUCCCACAUUGUAUAUCAGCUGCUGAGCCCUGAGCCUGAGGAGGGGGCAGAGAAGAGAGCCUUCGAGCUGGAUUCGACCUUGGGCAGUGUCACACUGGGGGCUGUCCCCCUCCAAGCUGGCCAGAACAUCCUGCUUCAGGUGCUUGCCAUUGACCUAGGAGGAGCAGAGGGCGGCCUCAGCAGCACAUGUGAGGUCACUGUCACGAUCACAGACAUCAAUGACCAUGCCCCGGAGUUCACCAGUUCCCAGAUUGAGCCCGUAUGCCUCCCUGAGGACACAGAGCCCGGGACUCUGGUGGCCACACUCAUGGCCACUGAUGCUGAUCUUGAGCCUGCCUUCCGCCUCAUGGACUUUGCCAUUGAGGCGGGGGAUGCCGAGGGGACCUUUGGCCUGGAUUGGGAGCCAGACUCCAAUCAUGUCCAACUGCGACUCCUCAAGAAUCUCAGCUAUGAGGCGGCUCCAAGUUACAAGUUGUUGGUGGUGGUGCAGAGCGUGGCAGAACUGGUGGGGCCAGGCUCAGGCCCUGGAGCCACAGCCACCGUGACUGUGCUGGUGGAGAGGGUGGUGCCACCCCCCAAGUUGGACCAGGAAAGCUACGAGGCCAGCAUCCCAGUCGGUGCCCCAGCUGGCUCCCUCCUGCUGAUCAUCCAGCCCUUAGACCCCAUGAGCAAUCCCCUCAGGUUCUCCCUGGUCAAUGACUCAGAGGGCUGGCUCUGCAUCGAGGAGGUCUCCGGGGAGGUGCACACGGCCCGGCCCCUGCAGGGCACCCGGCCUGGGGACAUGUACACAGUGCUUGUGGAGGCCCAGUAUGCAGAUGAGCCGACACUGAGCACCUCUGCGACUCUUGUGAUCCACUUCCUGAAGGCCCCUUCUGCCCCGGCCCCAACUCUGGUCCCUGUGCCCUCCCGACACCUCUGCACACCCCGCCAGGACCAUGGUGUGGUUGUCAGUGGACCCAGCGAAGACCCUGACCUGGCUGGUGGGCACGGUCCCUACAGCUUUGCCCUUGGUCCCAACCCCACAGUGCAGCGAGAUUGGCGCCUCCAGGCUCUCAAUGGUUCCCACGCCUAUCUCACCCUGGCCCUGCAUUGGGUGGAGCCACGUGAACACGUAGUCCCUGUAGUUGUCAGCCACAAUGCCCAGAUGUGGCAGCUCCUGGUCCGAGUGAUUGUGUGUCGCUGCAACAUGGAGGGGCAGUGCAUGCGCAAGGUGGGCCGCAUGAAGGGCAUGCCCACGAAGCUGUCAGCGGUGGGCAUCCUCGUGGGCACCCUGAUAGCAAUAGGCAUCUUCCUCAUCCUCAUCUUCACCCACUUGACCCUGGCAAGGAAGAAGGACCUAGAUCAGCCAGUGGACAGCGUGCCCCUGAAGGCAGCAGUUUGAAUGGUCCAGGCAGCCCCAGCUGGGAGCUUGGCCUCUGGCUCCAUCUGAAUCCAGUGGGAGAGGGCCCAGUACUACAGAUCCUCAGGGGCCAGGACAGAGUAGAAGCCCCUUCACCUGCCCUGGGGUGGAGGCAACAUCACCAGGCAUGUCUGCAGAGCAUGAACACUGACUUUAUGGGAAUGCUUCAAAUGGUGGCAUGUUGGUCCAAUAAUAAAGCCUCAGAGAGCUGGGCAUGGGCUAUAAGGGACUGCUGUGCUCA